AGGAGAGAGAAGCGAACGGGCGCUCCGUAUGUCGCCCGGCUGUAGCACAAGAUACGAAGAACUGCCGCCCGCUUGAAGCCCGAUGCGAGCGCUAGCGCUGGCGCUCUGGAUCCCGCGCGGCUUCCUUGCCUCCCGCGCUUCUCUCUCCCGGCAGCGCGCCAAAUCUUUCUUUCUCUCGCGCGAAAUCCUUUCUUGCGCGCGAAAUCGAACCUCUUAAGCUCCGAACCGAUCCCAAAUUACCCCCAAAUCGCCACAAUUAGAACCCUAGGCUAGCUGAGAAGCCCCAUCAGAAAGAUGGGUCAGCAAUCCAAAAGGACGCGUGCGCCGGCGCCUCUCAAGGUACCUUCGUCGGCGUCUCAUCUUGUCCCGCCGGCGGCGCCUCAUCUUGUCCCACCGGCGGCGCCUCAGCUUUUCUUCCCGCCGGUGCCUCAGUCCGUCCCGCCGCUGCCUCAUCCUAACAUGCCAGUGGUGUUCCCUCCCGUACCAGGAGGUUGGAUUCCCCCACGACCACCACAACAAAGCGUACCAGGUUCUUUGGCUCAAGGCCCUUGUUGGGCACCGCCUGCUGGCAUUGGUGGCUCUGAAUCUUCUUGGUGCAUGCCUGAGAAUAUUGACGACUCUGAUCCACAAGCAUGCAGGGGAUUGGAUUCUCACCCACCUGGUGGUUUCCUUGGUUUCUUUAAGAACACACCAAGCCACACAGAAGUUAUGGGAAAUGGGACUUCAUCGCAGCCAAUCACUGUUGGUGAUGACACCAGUGGUGGCAAUUGUAAAAGGACUGAAAAACGAUUGCCAUGGACAAAAGAGGAGGAUCUUAGAUUGGUUAGUGCUUGGUUGAAUAAUUCAAAUGACCCAAUUCAAUCCAAUUACAAGAAGAAUGAGCAGUAUUGGAAAGAAGUCACUGCUGUCUACAAUAGUACCACUCCCAAAAACAGGGAAAGGCUACUAAAGCAAGAAUAUGCUGUGAUGUGGUCAUCUGACAUGAAGGUUCUUGAUGCCAAUGCUUAGCUGCUUCUUUCUACCAAGAUUUCAACUUUGGCUUUGUGCCUUCAUCGCAUCAAAAUCAAACUUAUGUCUUGUUUGCUAGAGACCAUGUUUAGUAUUUUGUUUGGCUAAUGCUCUCUUCUAAAGAAUCAUGUAAUGUUUUAGUGUCGAUGUCAUGGUGCUAUGCGCGAUUUAUUUGUUGGUCACUGUCGUCAAGAACAAAACUAACAGCUUGUUUGCCUGAGUGGUGGUAUGGUGUAUGCAGCAUUUGUUUGUUGCUUGCCCAGAUUGUUCUGAUAUAUUUUGAUGGUGUCGCUGGUAAA
Molecule: messenger RNA, 1307 nt
Organism: Lolium rigidum
Lineage: Eukaryota; Viridiplantae; Streptophyta; Magnoliopsida; Poales; Poaceae
Product: proline-rich receptor-like protein kinase PERK1
Exons: 4
Coding region: 295-1008 (237 amino acids)
Source: RefSeq, a predicted model, not a curated record